Salarias fasciatus (jewelled blenny) is the source of this 4116-nucleotide messenger RNA. It is a transcript of the gene sgip1a, whose product is annotated as SH3GL interacting endocytic adaptor 1a. Gene Ontology annotation, biological process: clathrin-dependent endocytosis; clathrin coat assembly; synaptic vesicle endocytosis. Bases 448 to 3294 code for a protein of 948 amino acids. Gene Ontology annotation, cellular component: plasma membrane; clathrin-coated pit; clathrin-coated vesicle. The record is from RefSeq and is a predicted model, not a curated record. NCBI's taxonomy places the organism in Eukaryota, Metazoa, Chordata, Actinopteri, Blenniiformes, Blenniidae. The transcript has 26 exons.
CCCUCUCCCUACCCAGCCUCUGUUAUUUUUUUCUCCUCCUGUUAGCUUUUUUCCCAACCUCUCAGCAUCCUCAGCUCUGUGUAGGUUAGAGCCGCAGUAGCAGCAGCAGCAGCAUCCAUGGCUUAAGCUCGAACUCUGAUCGACAGCUAGUCUAGCCCCUACCCCUCCUCUUUUUUUCUGUCUCCCUCUCUGUCUCUCUCUCUGUCUCUCUCUCUCUCUCUUUCUCUGUGUAUGUAUAUCUCCCUCCUGGGCUCGUUGACAGGAGACCUCUGGGGGUGUUGGAGAUUCACAGUUAGCCAGGGCGUUAGCCACUAGCACACAGCUGCUCUGCUGUCCAUCAGUUCUACAGUAUAUCUGUAACCGGGGGCUUCUUUUCUUCUCCCCCUCCCUACACAUCCUGCUUUCAUUUCAGGUUCCUUGGAGUUAGAGGAAUGCAAAUCUGCAAACAUGAUGGAAGGAUUGAAAAAGCGUACCAGGAAGGCCUUUGGGAUACGGAAGAAAGAGAAAGACAAUGACUCCGCUGGGUCACCAGACAGAGAUGGGGGUGAACCCCAAGAGGUUGAAUCGUCUCAGAAGAAGACAAAUGGGGCCCCAAAUGGCUUCUACGGCGAUAUCGACUGGGACAGAUAUAACUCGCCGGAGGUGGAUGAUGAGGGAUACAGCAUCAGGCCUGAAGAAGAGUCAGAAGAGGGAGCGCCUACCACCAAAAAAGCCCACUUCUUUUCUUCUGAUGAGUCGGAGGAAGAGGAGGACCACAGGAAAAAAUUUAAAAUCAAGAUCAAGCCACUGCCACCUGAUCGUGUGGUGACAGCGCCGUCAGUCGAUGAGCUCAAAGCCUCCAUAGGAAACAUCGCUCUGUCCCCAUCUCCACUGAGGAGUCCGAGACGUAGUCCGGGUCUGAAAAGGAACACAUCCAGUGAAGAAAUUGCCAGACCAAGACGAGUUGUCACGACUAUACCCAGUGUGCCCCACCCUCCACCCCCAGCACCACAACCCCCCAGUCAAGAACCACCAGUCGCUGAAGACACCACAGCCUUAUUUGGGCCUCCGUUAGAAACAGCCUUUGGAGAACAGAAAACUGAAGUGGUUCUUUCUGAGUCUGACGUAUGGGGGACUCCUCUGUCAGGGACUGAGUCUUCUUUGUCAAGAUCCUUCCCCACAGGAACUCCACCACCACUCCCACCCAAAUGUGUCCCGACAUCUCCUCCAACAGCUAACCCUCCAUCUGCAAAUGAAACAGAGGUGUCAGCAGAACCUCAUGGAUCUACCAGGAAGCCUUCGAUAGCUGACCUUGAUAACAUUUUUGGGCCUGAGCCGGCUGCCCUUGAUGGUGGUGACGAUGCAGGAGAAUCCUGGGUGUGCUUCAGUGAAGAGUCUGCGGAUCGUCUGACUCAACCGACAGACUCUGCACCCCCGCUCCCCACCUCCCCGCCACCAGAGGAACCAGCACCUGCUUUACCAGCCUCCCCUCCUCCACCUGAAUCGCCAGCCCCACCCUUACCUACAUCACCACCCCCUCUAGAAGAAGACUCUGCACCGUCUCCUCCGCCCUCCGCUCCACCAAAAGAAGACACUAUUCACCCUCCACCCACCUCCCCACCUCUCUCAGAAGAGCCUGUUGCACCGCCUGUCCGUUCAGGUCCCAGCACACCUGAAGAGCAAAAUCUGGACGCAUCUGGCACGUCUCCAACCCAAGCAUCACAGGAGUUUGCAUCUCCCUCUGCUUCCCUUCCACUGGUUGACUCCUCGACCAGUUUACCACCAGCUCCUGCCCCUAAAGCAGCAACCCCUCCAGCAGUGAGCCCUCCUGCUGAACAACCUGCGACAUGCACUGUCUCGCCGCCACUUCUUUCGAGAGAGGAAGACCCCAAAAACUCAGACGCCACUCAACUUAAAGAGAAUGGAGGUGAAACUGCCACCUCGCCCAAAGAAGCUAACCAGGGCAGUCGGAGUACUCCGCCCCCACCUCCUCCUCCAACGUACCGAGCUGUGGUUUCGUCACCUGGUCCGACAUCAGGCCCAGGUGGCACCAAUAGUGGUUCCUCAUCACCAGUGCGACCUGCUACUCCUUCAUCAGUUAACCCCACCCCUCCUCCACCUCCACCCCGCCCACCUUCACGCCCUAAACUUCCUCCAGGGAAGCCUUCUGUAGGAGAUUUGAAUCGCCCAUUCAGCCCCCCCAUCUACUCGGCCAGCCCUCCUCCCAUCGCCCCACUGGCGCGAGCCGAAAGCACCUCUUCUAUCUCUUCCACCAACUCCAUGAGUGCCGCCACCACCCCCACAGUCAACAAGGAACUCUCCGUGUCUGUGACAGAAGAUGAUGCUUUUGUAGAAAAACUUCCCACAUUUGAGAGACACUUUGAUUCAUUUGCAGAGAAUGACCAGCCAUCCCUUGUAUGGUUUGACAGAGGGAAGUUUUAUUUAACCUUUGAAGGCUGCUCCCGAGGGCCCAGUCCUCUCACAAUGGGGGCUCAGGACACCCUCCCAGUUGCUGCUGCAUUCACAGAGACAGUCAAUGCCUUCUUUAAAGGAGCUGAUCCCAGCAAGUGUGUUGUGAAGAUCAUAGGUGAGAUGGUUUUGUCGUUUCCGGCGGGAAUCACACGGCACUUUGCUAAUAACCCGUCCCCUGCAGUGCUAACCUUCAGCAUAACCAACUACAGCCGACUGGAGCAUGUGCUGCCUAACCCCCAGCUCCUCUGCUGCGACACCACCACACAAGCUAAGGCUGACUCCAAGGAAUUCUGGGUGAACAUGCCAAACCUGAUAUCCCAUCUGAAAAAAGUGGCAGAGCAGAAGCCUCAAGCCACAUACUACAAUGUGGACAUGCUCAAGUAUCAGGUGUCAUCGCAGGGCCACCAGUCAACUCCUCUGAACCUGGCAGUGAACUGGAGGUGUGAGCCCAACAGCACCGACCUGAGGAUAGACUACAAAUACCACGGGGAGGCCAUGUCCUCGCCAAUGGCUCUCAACAACGUGCAGUUCCUUGUUCCUGUUGACGGAGGCGUUUCGAAGCUACAGGCGGUCUUGCCCCCUGCAGCAUGGAAUGCAGAGCAGCAGAGAAUUCUGUGGAAGAUUCCUGAUAUCUCACAGAAAUCUGAAAACGGAGGUGUGGGAUCGUUGUUGGCGCGCUUUCAGCUAACAGAAGGUCCGAGUAAACCAGCUCCACUGGCAGUGCAGUUCACCAGUGAGGGCAGCACCCUGUCGGGCUGCGACAUCGAACUCGCCGGGCCGGGGUAUCGCUUCUCUCUCGUCAAGAAGAGGUUUGCUGCAGGAAAGUACCUUGCUGACAACUGACCCACCUUACUGAGAACGGCACUGUUGAACAAAUCGAGUGCAGCGCACCGAGGUUGGCACUGAGGGCGGAGGACAGACCCACACCAGACAGACACCACCCUUUUCUGAACCCACACCGCAGGUCCUCAGCCUACUCAGCAGUAUUGUAUAACUCACAUAUAGCAUUGUGGAACUGUUUUAGGUCACGUAAUUUCUGUAUUUGUGUUCAUUCCAUAACAUCUGUAUUGCUGCAGUUAGAUACCUGGGUUCUCCCUCCCUCUAAGUCUGUGCCUCUGUCUAAAUCCUCCUGAUCAAUGAGUGGUGGUGAUUGUAAAGCUUCACUGCAGCUGCCUGACUAACACAGCGGAUAGCUCCAAAUAUUGACAUGUUGCUUAUUGUCCAAAACAAAAAAACAAAAAAAAAAAACUUUUUGCUGUAAAAGCCUCUUUGAAUAAGAUUGUUGUGGUCAGACGAUGCACCUUGACUUCUUACAAACGCAAAGUUAUUGUAGGGACACUUUCGUUAGCAGCAAAAACCACAACGAUACGAGAAAACCCUCCCGCAAGGGGCCUGAGCUGACGCCUCAGGUUAUGCACUCACUUAGCUGGAGGGGUGCGUUUGUCGUCUGUGAUUGUGUGCAAUCACAUGAAAAUCAAGUAGCUGCAAGCAUCACGUACUGGUAUAACAGGGUCACAUGACUUUGGAUUACAUCCCCUUUGAUUCCACUGCACUUGACAGCCAACCAAGCUGUUUUUUUAUUCCCUGAACAGACACGCGGGAGGUUUUCCAGCAUGUUAGGCAGCUGCAAUGACGAGUCAGUUCACUGGUUGCAUAAUAAGAAAA